Messenger RNA from Prunus armeniaca (apricot), 2607 nucleotides. NCBI's taxonomy places the organism in Eukaryota, Viridiplantae, Streptophyta, Magnoliopsida, Rosales, Rosaceae. The record is from the annotation of a GenBank genome assembly.
AUGGCAGGGUCUGGAGGUGGUGAGCUAAGAGCAUCGAUCUUCAAUGAACUUGUUGAGAAAGGGAUAGAAAGCUCAUAUUCGAAGGGAGCUGAUGAAUCUGAUGCGAAGAAGAAAGAAAAAGAAGAAUCGAGUGGUGCUGGGAAGAUGAUUCUCACAGAGAUCCUAAUGAAAGAUGCUAAGGCUUUGGGCCUGAUUCAGGGAGCAGUUUCUGAUGAGAUCUUCCCUAGGAUUUCCCAUGAAGAAUCGUCUAAAGGAGCUUGGAAUAUCUUGAAGCAGGAAUUUCAUGGUGAUAAGCAAGUAAGGAGUGUCAAGUUACAAAGUCUCCGUAGAGAAUUUGAAUAUACUAGAAUGAGAGAGGAUGAAUCAUUAUCUGCUUAUCUUACAAAGAUGUUUGAUCUAAUAAAUCAAAUGAGAGGCUAUGGAGAAGAGUUGUCUAGAGAAAGAAUUGUGCAGAAAAUGUUAAUUAGUCUGCUGCCUGUGUAUGAUCCUAUAUGUUUUGUAAUUGAGCAUUCGAGGGAUCUAGAUGCGAUUGAGGUUCAAGAGGUGGUUGCCUCAUUGAAGAGCUUUGCACAAAGAUUGGAGAGACAUCAUGAGAACAAGACUGAAAAAGCUUUUGCUAGUCUAAGUGUAGAUUCCAAAACAACUAAGGUCACUGGAAAUCAGAAUAGCAAGCAUCAGAAGAAUUGGAAGGAUAAGGGUAAAAAGUGGGAUAACAAACCCACUGAUGGAACUAAAAAUUCUUGCAAACAUUGUGGGAAAUUUCAUUUUGGAGAGUGUCGAUUCAAGGGAAAACCAAAAUGCUAUAAUUGUGACAAGUUUGGUCACAUUGCAAAAGACUGUUAUAGUAAGAAACCGGUGCAACAACUCCAUUAUGCUACUCAGGUAACCUCUACACCAACUAUGUUCUAUGUCAAUAAUGCAGCUGACAAAAGGUCCAUGGAAGAUGUAUGGUAUUUGGACAGUGGUUGUAGUAACCAUAUGAUUGGCAAAGAAGAUGUCUUUAUUGAUAUUGAUAGAAGCAUAAUUGCAAAAGUUGCAAUGGGGACAGAACAGUUGGUCGAUGUUAUUGGAAAAGGAAGCUUGAUGGUUGAAACUAAGAUGGGAAAAAAAUAUAUUAAGGAGGUGCUGCUAGUAUCUGGUCUCAAGGAAAACUUACUCAGUGUUGGACAGAUGAUGGAGCAUGGAUAUUUCCUAAUUUUUAGAGAUAACAAGGCAGAAAUUUAUGAUGAUUGCUCACUCUCUAAUCUGGUGGCUAGGGAAGUCUUUUCCAAAAGAGGAACAAGUAGGGCCACAACUCCACUGGAAUUGGUACACACUGAUGUGUGUGGACCAAUGCAAACUGUUACAAAAGCAGGAAACAAGUAUUUUCUUACCUUCAUAGAUGAUUGUACUCAAAUGUGCUGGAUCUAUUUCCUGAUAUACAAAUCUGAGGUAUUCAAUGUGUUUAAGAAGUUUAAGGCUACUGUUGAAUUGCAAAGUGGAUAUGAGCUUAAGAAAUUGAGAAGUGACAGAGGAGGAGAGUAUACCUCUAAUGAAUUUAACCAAUUAUGUGAUGAAAUGGGGAUGGAAAGGCAACUUACAGUGGCAUAUUCAUCACAGCAGAAUGGUGUGGUAGAGAGAAAGAAUAGGACGAUAGUGGAGAUGGCUAAGUGCAUGAUAUUUGAGAAGACCUAUAGUGGAAGAAAGCCAGGAAUUAAACACUUAAGAGUGUUUGGUUCUCUGUGUUAUGCACAUGUCCCAAACCAACAAAGGCAGAAACUGGACUUGGCAAGCAAAAGGUGUGUGUUUCUAGGAUAUGGCAGUUGUGAGAAGGGGUAUAGAAUGUACAAUCUUAUCACUGGAAAGGUGAUUAUCUCAAGAGAUGUCGUAUUUAAUGAAGAUGCUAGUUGGGAUUGGAAUGCACAGCAAGAAUGUAGUGUUUCAGUUCCACUCACUGAAAUGGUGCCUGAAAAGGAGAAAGAGAUCAAUGACACACCUGUGAUGCAAGAAGAAAGCUCAGUUGCAAAUGAUGUAUUAUUAGAAGACAGUGAAGAACAAUCUGCAGGAAUUGACAUAUGCUCACAUGAUAUUGAUCACACUCCAUUGAAAUACAAAAGUCUUACAGAGGUAUAUGAGAGAUGCAAUAUAUGUAUCAUUGAACUAGAAACUUUUGAAGAAGCUAUCAAAGAUGCAUCAUGGCAAAAGGCCAUGGAAACUGAACUUGAGAUGAUUGCGAAGAAUGAUACUUGGGAGUUGGUAAAAAGGCUGUCUGAUAAGCCUGUAGUUGGAGUCAAAUGGAUCUAUAAAGUCAAGCUAAAUCUAGAUGGGUGGAAGCUGUUCCAGUUAGAUGUGAAGUCGACAUUCUUAAAUGGAGUGCUACAUGAGGAAGCGUAUGUGGAUCAACCUCCAGGAUUUGUGAUUAAAAACAAGGAAGAUAGAGUUCAUAGACUCAAGAAGGCCUUGUAUGGCCUUAAACAAGCUCCAAGAGCUUGGUAUGAAGAAAUCAACUCAUAUUUCACAACUGCAAGAUUUCAAAGAAGUCCUAGUGAGGCUACAUUAUAUGUGAAAACUGUAGAAAGUGGAAUUCUCAUACUUUCUCUAUAUGCAGAUGAUAUUAUCUACACAUGA